Messenger RNA from Colletotrichum navitas, 1070 nucleotides. Its product is annotated as ras family protein. Gene Ontology annotation, biological process: signal transduction. Gene Ontology annotation, cellular component: plasma membrane. The record is from RefSeq and is a predicted model, not a curated record. The transcript is spliced from 7 exons. Gene Ontology annotation, molecular function: GDP binding; GTPase activity; GTP binding. The coding region runs from base 1 to 645 and encodes 214 amino acids. Lineage: Eukaryota; Fungi; Ascomycota; Sordariomycetes; Glomerellales; Glomerellaceae.
AUGUCACGCCAGAACAACAGACAUCUCCAGUCAUGUCGUGAGCUCCAUGUCGUGGUACUGGGCGCUGCCCAAUUCGUCCACAAUGAGUGGAUCGAGAGUUACGAUCCCACCAUUGAGGACACCUACCGUACACAACUCCAGGUGGACGGACGGCAAGUCGUCUUGGAAAUCCUUGACACCGCAGGCACGGAGCAGUUCGUCGCCAUGCGUGAUUUGUACAUGAAGUCUGGCCAAGGUUUCAUUUUGGUCUUCAGCAUCACCUCGUCCUCGUCAAUGACCGAGAUCGAGAUGCUGCGCGAGGAAAUCACCCGUAUCAAGGACGACGACAACGUUCCCAUCGUCAUUGUCGGCAACAAGGCCGACCUGGAGGAGCAGCGAUCUGUACCCAGACAAAGGGCUUUCGCGUGCUCGCAGAUGUGGGAUGCACCCUACUAUGAGACAAGCGCCAGGACACGAACCAACGUCGAUGCCGUCUUCAUAGAUAUCUGUCGUCAACUUCUCAUGAAGGAUGAGAAGAUUCAGAACCAGGCCGUCCAUGAAGACGACGAGCACGAGAACGAGAAGAACCCCGGCCUUAUGAGCUUCGCCAAGCGGAAGAACCGAAGGCGGAAACGCCCUGACGGCCACCGAUGCGUUAUCCUGUGAACAAACGCUGCUCGCCCUUCUUCUGAUUGAGCUUCGUACUUCGGACCGGGCCCACCACCGGCUACGACCAUGUUCUCCCUCCAGCCCCAACACACGUGGUAUUACCCCGGCUGCGUAAAGAGUGCUCAUUUGUGGCUCGGGGCCAGCGCGGUGCCCGGCAGCAAUGCAUUCAAUCGACCCAGGCGUUUCCCCAUGCUCGCUAACCUGGCAAUGCGGGCACAAGUUUUUCAUCUGGAAUAUUCUUUUUGCAACAAGACGACUUUGUUUCCAUCGGCAAAACACAUCUCACGAUUCUCGAUAUCAGCCUCGCGGCGCUGUAGCAUUUCGACCUUGGAUGUCGAUACGGCCUUUUGUACGCUUUAUGACUUUUCGAUUCUCCGUCAACGACAGCAUGGCCCCUUUUCUUCUCAAGCAUUGAUUGCAGC